Cuscuta epithymum is the source of this 3106-nucleotide messenger RNA. The record is from the annotation of a GenBank genome assembly. Lineage: Eukaryota; Viridiplantae; Streptophyta; Magnoliopsida; Solanales; Convolvulaceae.
ACUGCCUUUUCCAUCUUCCUUCCAUAUAUCCUCCACCCAGAAUGCCAUCUACGAUCAAUCGUGAAUCCAUUUCCACCUCAAAACCCUUAAAUCCAUUUUCCAACGCCAUAAGAAUCGACUGAUGUACCGCCUUGAGCUCUGCCUCCAUAGCCGAGGAUGCAGUUAGGGGAAAACAGAAAGCCAACGCGAAAUCCCCUGACCGAGAUCUGAUUACACCACCACCAGCAGCUCGGUUGUCCGUGAAGGCUGCAUCCACACUCAAUUUGAAAUCUAAAGAAGGCAUGGCUAAAAGAGAAGAUGGUAUUCCUUGUUCUUCUGACCUGUUCAUAGGCUGAAGCUAAAGUGAAAAUGCCAGAGCUUUCAGGGAUGAACCAAGAUACCUCAUAGGCAGGUUGUUCUUAUUCAUACCCAGAAUUCUCUCCAUGUUCCUGAUUCUAGAAUGGUAUCAACAUCCUGGAUCUCCUCUUCCGCAAAAAUAUCUUCAAAAUAUUGAACUGCAGCUUUGCCAAUAUCAUCAGUCUUAAUACACAGAUUUCCAUAAGAGUCUUUAAUGGCAGAUAAGUGUUGCAUUCUUCUCUUCACAUUCACGUAGGCAUGAUAAUACCUGGUAUUUGAGUCACCCUCUUUUAGCCACUUCAAACGAGCUCUUUGCUUCCAAAAUUCAUUCUCCUGUUUGUAUUUAUUGAGCAAAAGAGCUUGUUUAUAAGACCAGUUCUCCUUGUUAUCCUCAGUUGUAUUAGUUUCAUAUAAGGCUUCAGCCUCAGCUACCUCAAACUCCAGUUUCUGAAUGUCAUGGAAUAUAUUCCCAAAAGAAUCUUUAUUCCAUAAUCUGAGAACCUGUUUAAGAGACUUUAGUUUGUUACAUAAGCCUCUCAUACCUCCAGAAGUUGGAAAUGACCUCCAUGCAUCUUCGACAACUCCAAGGAAAUUGGCAUGUGAAAUCCACAUAUUUUGGAACUUAAAAGGUUUAGGCCCCACCACUAAUUGGUUUUUACAUUGCAGGAGGAUUGGAGAGUGAUCAGAACAUGUCUUGUUGAGAUGUUUAAUAUAAAUGCUAUCAUAGAUUCCCAAGAAAGAGGGAUUAAAGAGAGUUCUGUCCAGCCUACGCCAAACCCUUCCAUUAGCUCUAACCCCAGACCAAGUAAAUUUAGAUCCAUGGAAAGGUUUGCUAGAAGAUCUGCAUCAGCCUUCUCAUUGGGAACUUGUGAAAGCAAUGCCCUCACCUUCCUGGUUGUUGUGCACUACUUCUCACUACUUCAUCUGCUACUUUGGUGACUCUUGAACUUACAACAAUGUCAGUUGAAGUCUUGGUAAACGAUGUAAAACCCAACACCUACCAAUGGACCUGUCGUCUCACCUUGAUUGAAAAACAAAACAUACGCACAGCGAAGACGUCACCAAUGAAGUUCAUGCCGAUGAUAUUGCAGGACUCUACUGGAACCAAAGUCCAGGCCACUGCAUUCCAGGGUGAUAUAGAAGGGAUUGAUCAACGUCUUUCCGUGUACUCCACGUACCUCAUCUCGAACGCUUAUGUGAAACCUGUGACUCAAAUGCGCUACUGCAUUGACGUUAACUACCCUUAUGUAUGGUCAUUCAAUCGGCGAACCCUGAUACAAGAUGUCGAUGCACCAGAAGGGGUUGAUUUUCGUGAGAUUGCUGAAUCAGAAACUGCAGCAUUCCGCGAUAUCUUUGACAGUUAUCAACAUGCCACACGUAUCAAUAUCUUGGGUGCAAUUGUAAAGAAAUUACCCCGCACCUUUAUUGUUUCCGAUGGGAAACAGCGGACUGCUUGGGAUGUUGUUGUUAUAAACGAAGAGUGCAUCCCUCUCCCAUUUACUAUGUGGGAGGAAUUUGUCAGCAAGCAUGGUGGUGAAAUCGAAAAGCUUCUGAACUCGGGUGGUUACCCCCUUGUCCUCAUCAACAGGGUUGCGAUCAACCUAUUCCAAGGUCUAGCGUUGUCUACUAGAUAUGACUGCCACAUGGAACUCAACCCUGACGGCGCUCGUGCUCUGUCAUUAAAAAAAUGGGUGGAUGGGAAUGCAAUCAAGAUUGCCACAUUGGUGCAGGAUAAAGCGUACAAUGAUGCACUUUCAAUCAUUUCAAAGCCUCUUGCGCAACCACGAAGCACCCUUUCAGGCUUAGAAACUGGAUUACUUGAGGUUAUUGUUGUAUGGGUAUUAGGAAAGUUUAGUUUGGUUGAUACCUCCCAAGAGUUCUUCUACAUUGGUUGUAACUACUGCAAUCGCAGAGUCUACGGUCCUGAAGGCAUAACUUUCCAAUGUCUGUUCUGUGGGCAAAAGCUCGGCACAACUACGAAGCGAUUCAGGCUUGAUGCUUACCUCACUGAUAGCACCGCUUCCAUUGCCGUCACACUUUUCACCAAUGACAUACUUGCCUUUUUUAAGUAUGCAUGCAUGGACCCUAAUGUAGCCACAAACUUGGAAGACUUUGACGCAAAAUUGCAAACACUGAACAUUGUGGCUGGCAUAAAACACUCAAAGCCCAAUGAGGAAGGAAUUCAAACAAACCCUCACACUGUUGUCUUUGUCUCCCAAGAAUUACCCACCCUGGCUGCCUCCCCUCCUAUUACCAGUCCCCCACCACUCUCAUCCUAUGCAACCUCUUCUCAAGCUAAACGAAAACUAGAUUUCGAAUCACCUACUGACCUACCUCCCGAAUGCUCUGCUAUUUCUACUCUUCCGGUACACCAUGAGGCUGAGACUGAAGAAUCACUGGGAAAUCUGCGUGGCAAAAGAACUAAGGAUGGCAACACUUGAACCCCAACAAAUGCUAUGGUUUGCUACAUCGAAAAAAAUGCUAUUACAAUAGUAUGCACAUAUUUGUAAAUUAGUGCACGGGCAACACAUCAAACUUUAGUAAGCCCAUCUGUUUUGCUCAAACUCAUGGUCUGUAUAAUAGGUAGAAAAUAAGAGUUUCUGACUAACAUUACUUGCUGCCAAAUGAUGCAUGUACAUCUUUGUUUUUGCACAAACUGGGCUAUUGGCUCCUACUUUGCAGGUUUAAGGGAUUAUGCUGUAUAUUAGCUGUUUUUGACAAACGGUUUUACCCCAGUCUUUGGCUCUAUGAAUGUUAUGUCCUUGUAGAU